AUGGAGGCACCGGGCUGCCCGGCCUUUCCCCCGCCUCGCCGGGCCGGACCCCCCCCGGGACUCCCCCGGGCUUCCAUCGCCUUCACGGUCGGUCCACCGGGACCCCCCCGGCAUCCACCGCCUCUCAGCCCCCGCCCGGCCCGCUGUCCGCCGGACAAGGCAGAGCCCCGGUACCUGGGGGUCGCCAGCCCGGGCCCCCUCGCCGUGGCCGUCAAUGGGAAGCCCUUCUACCCGGCCGGGGCUGCAGGCAGCGAGAAGGGAUGCAAAGGUGGGUACCAGGCGAUGCCCGCAGCCUGCCGGGCCCCCGUGAAAGCCCCAGGGGAGCUGGGGUGCCCGCUGGCAGCACCCCUGGGCAGCCUACGGGAACACGGGGUCCCCGAGCUCCCCGAGCCCCUGGGCAAGAGCAAGAGCAAGAAGCGGAGGAACAGGACGACCUUCAGCACGUUCCAGCUGGAGGAGCUGGAGAAGGUCUUCCAGAAGACGCAUUAUCCCGACGUCUACGCCCGCGAGCAGCUGGCACUACGGACGGACCUGACCGAAGCCAGGGUGCAGGUCUGGUUCCAGAACCGACGGGCCAAGUGGCGGAAACGGGAACGUUACGGGAGAAUCCAGGAGCUGCAGAACAACCUGUGGCCGAGCUCCGGCCCCGGGAGCCCCGCGGGGCUCCUGCCCCCCGAGAGCAUCCCAUCCCCCUGCAUGUCUCCGUACCCCCACGCUCACAGUAACAUCGCCGGCUUCAUGGGCAUCCCCGCUUCUCCCGGCCCCCACUCCGGCAUCAACAGCCUCUACUCCCUGCACGCUCCCCCCCCGGCCCUGGGCACCCAUCCCUUCGAGCCAGCACCCGAACAUGACUACAAGUCGCCCACCUUGGUGCCCCUGAGGAUGAAGAGCAAAGAGGCGACCAGCAGCCUGCUGAACUGGGCUACGUGA
Molecule: messenger RNA, 930 nt
Organism: Gymnogyps californianus (California condor)
Lineage: Eukaryota; Metazoa; Chordata; Aves; Accipitriformes; Cathartidae
Gene: ALX3
Product: ALX homeobox 3
Biological process (GO): regulation of transcription by RNA polymerase II
Molecular function (GO): RNA polymerase II transcription regulatory region sequence-specific DNA binding; DNA-binding transcription factor activity, RNA polymerase II-specific
Source: RefSeq, a predicted model, not a curated record